GAAGGGAACACUAGCCACCCAUGAUGGUAGAGUCCCGGCCCCACUGCUGAGACCCUACAAUAACAUCCCCCGCCAGACCCUACGCUGCCCCAUCUGCACCACCAGGUGUCUAACUGCAAUGAGACCCUACAAUAACAUCCCCCCCCCAGACCCUACGCUGCCCCAUCUGCACCACCAGGUGUCUUACCGCAGUGAGACCCUACAAUAACACCCCCCCCCCACCGAGGGACCCUACGCUGCCCAGUCUGCCCUGCCCGGCCUCUUACCGCAGUGAGACCCUACAAUAACACCCUCCCCUGCUAACACCCCCCGCCCGGUGGCGAGCCUACCAGCGCAAACCCCUCCCCUCCGCUCACCCCAGCCCGCGUGCCAGGUGUCUGCCCCGGGAGCAAACUCCAGCGGGCGGGGUGGGGCGGGGGCGGGGCUCUCCGGGGCCCCCCCCGGGUAUAUAACUCCCAGGCCCCGCCGCCCCCCCGCCAGUGGGCGCGAUGUGCACAGGGAAGUGCUCCCGGGUGGUGGGCGUGGGGCUCUGGCCCCUGGCCCUGACCUGCAUCGUCUGCAACCUGCUGCUCUGCUUCCCCGACUGGGACACCCAGUACGUGAAGGGCGGGGGCCGGCUGCUCACCCCCGAGGUGCUGUACCUGGGGGGCCUCGUCGGGGGCGGCGCCAUGAUCCUGAUCCCAGCGAUCCACAUCCAGGCGACCGGCCGGCAGGGCUGCUGCGGGAACCGCUGUGGGAUGUUCCUGUCCAUCCUCUUCGCCCUGGUGGGGGUGGCCGGUUCUGUCUACGCCGUGAGCAUCUCCGCCCUGGGGCUGGUGAACGGGCCGCUGUGCCAGGUGCGGGAGUCCAACGGCAGCCUCGGCACAUGGGGACAGCCCUUCCUCAGCACCCACGAGGAGCUCAGCAAGCAGAGCUACCUGUUCAACACCUCGACGUGGGACACGUGUGUGAACCCGCCCGGCGUGGUCCAGUUCAACGUGAUCCUCUUCUCCCUGGUGCUGGCGGCGGCGCUGCUGGAGCUGCUGCUCUGCGGGGUGCAGGUGCUGAACGGCCUCUUCGGCUGCCUCUGCGGGACCUGCAACAAGAAACAGGCCAGGGACCCCAAGCAAACCCAGUACUGAGCCGAAGAGCCGCCAGCGCGACCUGAGGAGCUGCGGCACGACCGCCCACCCCCUCCAGAGCCCUCCCUGCCCGUCACGCCCAGGAACCCAGGCAUCCGGGACCAGCUCUGCCUGGGAUCACGGGGACGCAGAGCUUACAGACAGUGUCGCCCCUACAGUCUGUGCCGCCCGUGCAACGCACCAAGCACCCCCCUACCCCGUGUCACCAGCCGCCCCGAAUAAACCCAAGGGGCCGUGGGGAGCUGGCGCCCCUGGGGGCGGAGCGGGGAACUGCGGCCUCUGCUCUGGACAAACCUCCACCUGUCUCCUUGUCUGGGAUUGUCACAGGGAAUCACGGGGGGGUGAGCCGGCCCCAUGCCCCACCCUCACCCCAGAGCCAGCCGCAUCUCCGCACCGGGGAUCCCUGUACGAACAGCCUGCGCCCCACCCCAGAGCCAGCCGCAUCUCCGCACCGGGGAUCCCUGUACGAACAGCCUGCGCCCCACCCCAGAGCCAGCUGCACCUCCGCACCGGGGAUCCCUGUACGAACGGCCCCCGCGCCCCACCCCAGAGCCAGCCGCACCUCUGCACCGCGGAUCCCUGUACGAACAGCCUGCGCCCCACCCCAGAGCC
Mauremys mutica (yellowpond turtle) is the source of this 1733-nucleotide messenger RNA. RefSeq names its product transmembrane 4 L6 family member 5-like. NCBI's taxonomy places the organism in Eukaryota, Metazoa, Chordata, Testudines, Geoemydidae. The record is from RefSeq and is a predicted model, not a curated record. The transcript has 5 exons. Gene Ontology annotation, cellular component: membrane. The coding region runs from base 489 to 1121 and encodes 210 amino acids.